AUGGAAGGAUCUGUGGUAUUAUUGGUAUUAGAUGGAUCAUUCGACUUAUCGGAUGAAUAUUUACCAGCAUUGAACAAGACAUCACAUGGUACCGGCGGUGACUCCUGGGCACGCACAAAGCCAGGCUAUCUUUUGGCUGGCCUCGAAGUUUUCCACAACCUUCAUUGCUUGAAUCUCGUACGUCAGUUUGUGCACAGAUCCGAAUUCGAUUAUAGCGACGAUCCGGCCUUCCACGGUGGAGAGGAUCUUGUGCUUGCCGUAAGCGCUCCCCAAGUCCAAAACUUUGCAUUGAGUGACUUGACUGGACUGAUUUGCUGGUUUGCUUCCGAAGCUGACUUCUACAGCAUGUUGAUCAUUGUAUCGAGGCAUUACGUAUACGACUGCAGUGCUCGGCUGAUGUAA
Molecule: messenger RNA, 402 nt
Organism: Colletotrichum paranaense
Lineage: Eukaryota; Fungi; Ascomycota; Sordariomycetes; Glomerellales; Glomerellaceae
Exons: 2
Coding region: 1-402 (133 amino acids)
Biological process (GO): mycotoxin biosynthetic process
Source: RefSeq, a predicted model, not a curated record